UCUAGAUGAUUCUUAAGUGAGAUCUCAUCCAACUACACUAUGUAAGACAUAACUUCAGUAAAUUACAAGGUAGUUACCAAGUAGUUACCCAUCAUAAGUUUGAAGUUAUGGACUACAUCAACUAAUCAAAGUCAAUAUUCUCCUAUUUAAUAAUUCCAGUAGUUAUAAAAUAUUUUCUUAGUUUUAUAUAUCUACUCACUAUCCCCCUUCAUAAGGUCAAUUUACUCUCAAAAGAGAGGCCCUCAGCACUACUCUUUCAUUCAAUUUCUGGGCAACUUCCUAAAAUGGAAUACGGCAAAUCUCAGACCGGCUUCCACCAGUCACGGUCCCUGUCGGUUACGGCAUCGAAGAAUCCCCGCCCGGUACCGUAAAGAGAAUCCGGGGAAACGACGCCUAUCUACUACAUCACCAAAUUACCAGAGUGUCAUUAUCCAAUGUAGACUUUAGCAGGUUCAAUCGCUUUCUGCUUAGAUCGUACUGUUAUCGCAUGUAUUAAGCUACUUCGUGUCCGUCUACUGUGGUCGCAAUGUUAGAAAGAUCGCGGCCUGCGAAUGGCCACCGAUGGAUGUUGCUGCUCGUCGGUACCGUGAGUGGGCUGGCGAACGCGGUGUAUGGUCAAGCUCCACCUACCGCAUAUUUGCAGACACCAUCCGCCCAGCAGCUCGAAUGGCAUCGGCUGGAAUACUACGCAUUCGUCCACUUCGGGCCUAAUACCUUCACGGACGAGGAAUGGGGACGAAGUCAGAGCACCCCCGUCGUCUUUAGCCCGACGGCUCUGGACACGGAUCAGUGGGCUAAGUCCUUUGCGGAUGCUGGUAUGGCGGGGAUGAUCCUAACAGCAAAGCACCAUGAUGGCAUGGCGCUAUGGGAUACGAAUACGACCACGUAUAAGAUUGGCAAUGGAGACUGGGCAAAGGAUCGCGCGGAAAAACAUCUCAACGCGGAUGUCGUACAGUUAGCGGCCGCUUCUGCGAAGAAAUAUGGUAUCAAGUUCGGCAUUUAUCUGUCGCCGUGGGAUAUACACCGUGAUCCAGCUAUGCCGAAGCCCAACCUAACUGGUACCUUGUAUGAUGAGCCGCAGAUUUUUGGCGAUGCUAACGCUGGCGAUUAUAAUCAGCUUUAUUCUCAGCAACUAACAGAAUUGGUUACGAUGCGGCUGAGCAACGGCUCGACUAUUCAGUUAUCAGAGUUAUGGCUCGAUGGGAACAGCGGCUCCGACACUGUGCAGACGUUUAACUGGACGGGUUUCCGCAAUAUCAUUCGUGUGAAUCAGCCAGGCGCAAUCAUGUGGGGUCACCAGGGCGUGGAUGCUCGAUGGGUUGGUAAUGAGGAUGGAGUGACGGUGGAGACGAAUUGGCAUACGAUCAGCAGGACUCAGGAUCAGCCGCAUUAUUCAGGCGAGCAGCUGCAAACGGGCGUACGAGAUGGUACCUAUUGGACCCCAGCGGAAGCAGACGCGCGCAUACGAGACGGCUGGUUCUAUCAUUCCAACGAGAAGCCAAAGACAGCCGAUGCCCUGAUGAACAUGUAUCUGCAGUCGGUAGGUCGAAGCGUAAACCUUCUGCUCGACGUCCCGCCCGAUACGACGGGACAGAUUCCCAAGGGUGACGUAGACAUUCUGCUGCAAUUUAAAGCCCAACGUGACGCGUUUCUCGACCGCGAGCUGCUUAGACCGGGGCUUGCAGUAAACGCAAGCAGCAUCCGUGAUGGUAACGCUACGCUCUACGGUCCAGCCAACGUGCUCGACGGCAACAAAGAUACGUAUUGGGCACUUAACGACGAAGAGAAAACGGGAUGGCUGGAAGUCGAUCUAGGCGGGACCUACGCUAUAGACGCUUUCAUUGCACAGGAGCAUAUUGCCUUGGGCCAGAGGAUCGGUGGGUAUACGAUUGAGGCUGUCGUAAACGGCGUUUAUAAGACGCUUGUGACGGGCACGUCGCUGGGAUAUAAGCGUAUCAACAGGUUAGACACAGCCGUCGAGACGAGCAGGAUACGUCUUAGCGUCACGCAGGCAAACGCUACGCCGUUGGUUAAUAGCUUCCAGGUUCUUGGUACGCCAAAGAGCUUUUCGUGAUAAUACUAGGGAGAUAAGGGGUAUAGCUUAUUUUCUAUCUUCCUUAUUUUAAAAUGUACUAGCUAGCAUGCCGCGAGAUAUAUAACCGCAACUCUAGCAACCUGGCUCCUCCAUUCCGCAACAAUUUCCUCUGCUUAUACUUAACUUCACCUUCUUUUAACGUCAAGCUGGGCUAGCACACGUGCUAGCCAUGGUAGGAUGUAAUGGGGUAAAAAAGACUAAAAUCGAACAUGCGUGACUUAUUAUAAUGAUGUUUAAAAUGAACAUUUAUUUUUUUUCAUCUCGGGUAAACUUAAGCAUUAACCGUCGAUGUAAUUAAUUUAAGUUUUAUUAUAUAUUAUUAUGUUUUUUUUAUUUA
Messenger RNA from Daldinia vernicosa, 2432 nucleotides. RefSeq names its product glycoside hydrolase family 29 protein. The transcript has a single exon. The record is from RefSeq and is a predicted model, not a curated record. Gene Ontology annotation, cellular component: lysosome. Gene Ontology annotation, molecular function: alpha-L-fucosidase activity. Gene Ontology annotation, biological process: fucose metabolic process; glycoside catabolic process. NCBI's taxonomy places the organism in Eukaryota, Fungi, Ascomycota, Sordariomycetes, Xylariales, Hypoxylaceae. Bases 527 to 2074 code for a protein of 515 amino acids.